Molecule: messenger RNA, 5537 nt
Organism: Leptopilina boulardi
Lineage: Eukaryota; Metazoa; Arthropoda; Insecta; Hymenoptera; Figitidae
Product: homeobox protein 5-like
Exons: 5
Coding region: 545-3232 (895 amino acids)
Biological process (GO): meiotic cell cycle; mRNA stabilization; male meiosis I
Cellular component (GO): nucleus; cytoplasm
Source: RefSeq, a predicted model, not a curated record
AGGGGCUUAAUCAGUAAAGUUGCCAGACUCUUGUGUGUAUAUAACGUUGGAAAUGAGGCCGCGGCCGUGCUCAGCCCGUCAGUUGUGCUUUCGCACGAUGCUGUCAAUAGGUCAUUUCUACCUCAUCUAAAAAAAAACCCCCUCCCAGCAAUUGACUUUUUUAGAACGAGGAUAUAUCUCUUCUCUUUUUUUCUUUCUUGUCAAAGACAAUAUAAUCCCAGUAGUUGUCCUGAUGAUGAGUCAGUAUUAAUAUUGUACAUACAUAUCUCUCUGUUUAAUAUGAGCUGAGAAUCAAUCGCGAAGAGAGCGCGAGAUUAUGUUUUGAUUGUGAUGCGGGUGAUGCGGCUCCUCCAAAGUGUCAUGUGUUGUAUAAAACGCAAUGACCCUACUGGGUAGAAUGCGCAGUAUGUGCGGGUGUGCGUGACAAGUAUGAAAGAAGAAGUGGGAGGACGACAGGCGCAGGGCGCACGAGUCGCGAAAGAGUAAAACGGAACGUUAAAUGGCAGGCGGUGGAAGCAGGUGGAAGUGAUUUCCAAUAUAAUAAAUGGCUCUUUCCGAGGUGCAAAAUUUGGCCGCGAUCAUCGGAAACAAUGCUCUCACCGUUGGCAAGAUUGAACACGGCAUCAGCAUGUACGGAGCACCAGGCAGCAACUGCACAACGGGUAAUCGCCGCUCAGAAUACAAUCCCUGGAGCUGCGAUCUAUUCGUUGGCAAUUCCAGUAUUAAAGGAAACGUUGAUGACGAAGAAAGUCAAGACUUAAAUAAUUCAAUGGUGAACGAUUUAGUUGCGAAAAUUUUGGACGAUGAUUCGACAGUGGGCGACGACGUCUUUAUGGGUCGUUACGUUAAUCCAUCGUUGCGAUAUUAUUCAGACGCUCAAAUGUCAAAUUUUUCACAAACUUCGCAAAUAAAUAAAAUUAGGCCUGGUGAUGUAAAUCAUUCAAGUAGUAACGACCUAAAUAGACAAACCUAUCAGUAUCAAUCGAAAAGAAUGUCAAACGAUAUUCCAGGUAUUAUAGAGAGUGAACGUGAUAUGGGCAACAUUUGCGGUGGACUGAAUAAUUUAAGUCUGAAUGUAUGUACGGGACUUGAUAAAGGAAAUAUUUUUGCCAAUGGAUUCACAAAUAAUUCACAUCAUUCUGAUAUGCAGCAGCAGCAACAACAGCAACAUCAUCAUCAUCAUCAUCAUCAUCAUCAUCAACAACAACAGCAACAACAACAACAUCAUCAUCAUAAUUUGAUUUCCAGCGAGCAAUCUAGUAGAAAUUAUCCCACUCCGUCCAAUGGACUGUUGACAACGACUAAUGGAAUGGAUUAUGGUUCGAGACCAUCAAAUUGGACAGAAUCUUUCCAAAAUACAGAAUGCCCUAAGGAUUUAUUUGGAAGUUAUCAAGUACAGUCCUGUCCAAAUACAGAUUACAAUUUUAAUGUCGCUCGUAAUUUAACCCUUGAUUCACCGAAAAAUGUCACAUUAAACGAUAUGCAAUUACAUUGUAAUGUGGGACAAAAUAUAUCACAAAAUAUGCAUACAGGCAAUCUCAUGCACAAUGUUCACGAGACAUAUAAUUUGACAACUGCCAAUGGCCAAUCCUAUAGACCAAGUUCAGCAAUGACUGAUCUCAGCGCCGAUUCUGGAUUUCUGUCAAAUUCUCCAUUACAACAUUUUUCGCCUGCCGAUUCAUCAUUACAAAAUUGUUUUCCAAAUAAUUUUUCCCGCAAUAAUUAUGAGGAUUAUAAAGAUUUACACGAUGUAAAUGUUAAUAUCGGAAAUGUAACAUCCAGCAAUGAACAACAACAACAGCAGCAGCAACAACUCUAUUUUAAUCAAUCACACGCCUAUAAUAAACAAGAGCGAUUACCCGAGCAAAAUUAUAAACGUUUCUUGAAUCGUUAUCCAGUUGCUACUAAUGAUUACACAAUGAUGUCAGCGACAAAUGAUAUUAAUAGCUACGAUACAAUGUCCAUCAAUCAGGAUCAGAGGAUCGAUAACAAUCUUCUCAAGAUGCUCAGUCCAAAGACAACAAAAUCCAGGGAAAAAGUUGUCUACUCACCAAUUAAUUUACCACGAACUAUCACCGCUCGUAAUGCAACAUUGGAACAAUCAACAAAAUACAAUUAUCAACAAGCAUCGAAUGGUUAUCAACGAUUCAUUGGCAACAACAGCAGUAAUAGUAGCAACAAUACUUUGAAAACUGUUUCACAAUGUUCAAAUUCAAUGGGUUAUCCAAAUGGUUUAAAACGUGCUGGCACACCAUCUGUACCGUAUAAAAUGAAAGGAUUUGAUCUUACUAAUGGAAUUCCAUUUUCUGCAAAUCAUCUUACACAACAAUUACAAAAUACCACCGCUAUUGAUAAUAAUGUACUCAAUCGUAUUGCCAAACAACGUCAACAACGUGCAAAGGGAAUGUCAACGGUACCAUCGGCCGAUGUUCUAUUCAAAGGUUUAAUGCAAAGUGCAACUGGAACGGCAUUAUUUCCUUCGGUGAUGCCAAUGCCACUUCCAAUACCCGUUCCACCACAUCAUCCAAUGUCAGUUUUGUUUGAUAAUUUAGGAAUGCGAAAUGGAAAUGCAUCAAUAAAACGUACGGGACCAUCAAAAAUAUUGCAUUUGAGAUUGGAGCAAACUUAUGAGCAAUUCAAACAAUUGGAGAAGGAACGCAAAAAAUGUGAAGCUGGUCUUGCUGCUCAUUUUCCAGGGAAAAAAGUAACAAGUGCUAAUAAUAUACCAACACCACGUCUACAGGGAAGUCCAUCAAGGGUCGAUCGCUUAAUUGUUGACCAUAUGCGAGAACAUGCGCGUGUCAUUACACUUAUUGCCAAAAUGGAACGUUUACGAGGAGCCUCAAUGCAUCAGAGAAUUCACAAAGCUAUGGAACAGUGGUUGGAGACAAUCAAAAUAGUACAAGAAUGUCGAAGGCAAGAAAUCACCAAUGCUGCAAAACGCCAAAAGGAUAUGCCGUGUAUGGCGUUACACGAUGAUAGAGAGAUUUUAGCCCUGGCGCAGAGUAUUCGCAACCUGACAAAGGCAUCACGCUACGCGAGAACUGGUAUGUAUAACGCUAUGCAAGCUACACUCCUUUGUGAUAUGGAGAUUGAAAAAAAAAUUGUUGACACUUCGAAAGACGCGAUUGUCACACUUAAACCAAGUGGUGAACAAACAUCAUCACCAUCAUCAUCGUCGUCAUCGUCGUCGUCCGUUGAUGCUAUCACAGAGUCAACAGAUCGCACUUAGCAAAUUCGCGAAAUUAUUGCAAAUCAAGGACAUUAUGAUUCUUGAUUUCUCGCAUUUUUAUUAAGAAUCAUGACGUUUCCUUUCAUUUAAUUUAUCCCUUUUGAAGAUUUUUAAUUAAUUUUAACUCUCGAUCAGCAAUCAACUUUUGACACCUAUAUAUAUAUAUAUACAAUUUUCGCUUUUCAACUAUAUAUAUAUAUAUAUAAUAACAUUCUAAUGUUGCACAAAGUGUAUUUCCCUCUUGAUCGAUGAGAGCGUUGAAAAUGACAAAAAAGAAAUGGUUUAUUCGUUUUCCAUUUUUUCGUAAAACGCGCAUUGAUUUUUAAUAAAUCAAUUGUGCAAUCAGCAUUUUAUAGAAAAUCAAUUAAUGAUUUUUCUAUCAAUGUCCGAGACUUCCAGGAUGGAACUGAAUACUUAGAGACUUUCUUCCACAUCUUUAAUCGCCUUUUAAAGACCAGCCGAGUGGAAGGGGCAAAAAUUAAUAAUAUUAAUAUUAAUAAUAAUUUUUAUCAAAAUAUGAUAAUCACAAAACUACACGACCAUCGUCCUCGCUCACUCGAUCCCGUCGCAUCCCGUUCUUCAGCAACUCCGACUUUUUUGCUUAGAUAGAGAUUACGGGUCGAGAGAUCUAGACUAAAAAUUUUACGAGUGUGUUAGUUGAGAAUGCUAGAUAACAAUUUUUCUUAGAAUAGUUCAAUGUGGCCUUCCUUAAGUGUGUGACCCAAAUGUGUGUCAAGUAGCCCAAAUGCAAAAAAGAUUUCUUGAUGAAAUUCAAGAAAAUUGGACUUUAAAAAAAAAGCAGGUCCGAAGUGUGAAUCAAGUUUGAAAAUAAAACAAAAAUGAAAGAGAAAAAACUUGAUUUGAAAAAACAAGUUUGAUUCUUCUCUGCCUGCAAAAAUAAUAACGUCUAAAAUAGAAUCAUGAUGUGAACGUCAAAAAAAAAAAAAAAAAAAAAAAAAAAAAAAAAAAAUUCAAUAUCGAUGUUACGAAGCAAUACUGUCCAUUGUACUGUGUACUAUAAUAGAUAUGUUCACACAAUAACAAAAAACAAUAUUCAUCCGCGCAAUACUUCUUUACAUACAUAUACAAACUUUGCAGACAAAAUACACAAAAAUUGAAAACUUACAAGAAGCUAUUUAAAACAAAAGGCAUACACUCGCAGCAUAAAUAAAAUAAUAAUAAUAAUAAUAAUAAUAAUAAUAGUUUCAGGUUAAUAGGAGCGUGAAAGUUUUACUACAAUAAUACUUAUAUUAAUAUAUAUCUCGACUGUAUAACUUGCAAAGGUAAAAAAAAAAGUUUUAAGUCCUAAACUUAAUGCAGUAAUAUUAUUGUACUGCUAUAUAUUAAUAACUACAAAAAUAAUAAUAAUAAUAACAAUUAAAACUAGUUCCGUAUGGCUGAAUUGUUUAGCAUUUUUUCCUAGUCGUCACUAGCACGGCGUGUUUGAUAUGAAGAGAUUUUCGCUUAGAAUUUUUGUACCAGGAUUUUCGAUCCGAGCCGAGUGAACCUUCUUAACGUAUAUUAUAGUUCUUUGAUACAUUUCGUCCGUGAACGUUAAAUAACUCUUCCGAGGAAAAAAAAAAAAAAAAGAAAAUGAAAAAACCUGCCGGCUUUCCUUACAACGAGUUUUCAUGAUUGGGACCCCAUUUUUGCGAUUCUCUAUCGCUAAUUACGAUUACAUAUAAUCGAUAACUUUGCUUUGUCAACUCGUUUCUGAUUAAAAAAAAAAAAAAUUCAUAUAGAACGUCGGACGAAUUCGCUUUUAAAGCUGCACAUUGCUCACGCACUACGCGCAUACACUUUGUUCUAAAAAAAAAGAGAAAAAAAGUAACAGUAUCGGUUAUUCAGCAAAUUUUCAAAAAAAAAAUUUUUUAUUUCUUUCAAUUGGCUAAGUUUUUUUUUAUGUUUACUGUCAAAUGUCUUUUAUUAUGAUUUAUUAAUUAAAUUUGUCAAAAGUUUAUUGCUUUUUCUUAGCAAAGAAUAAUUUCUUAAUUAUAUUUAACAAGGAAUUGUAAUAAAUAGUUCUGAAACUAGUAGAUUCUAUUUUAAACUUGAAAAUUAUUGAUUAAAUUAUUUUCUUUUUAAUUUUCAUUUUUUACUGUAAGUUUAAUAAUUAAUUUACUAUUAUGUUUAAUAUUUAUGUUUAAUUUAAUAUACGUAAAGAAAAUUCUAAAGGCCUAAAUUUACAAUGAAAUUUUAAAUUUGUAAUUUUUCAUUACAUUAAUAAUUAUUAUUAAUUUAUUAAUAAUAAUUGAAUGUCAAAUAGUUUAUUAAUUGUACUAUAGUUAUGAGCUAUGGAAAUUGU